UUUCGUUACUUGGAAAGAAGCAGUUUAUUCAGUGCCUGGGAAUUUCUUGGCACAUACACGGCGCUGCAUGCGUCUGUGCGGUUACUAUAACAACUCCCGAGGGUGCAGCCGCAGCCAGCCAGGGCAGCCUCCUGCGCCAGGAGAGGGGUGCAGCCGUGUGCUGGAACCUCCUGCUGCUGUCCCGACUGCGCUUUAAUUUCGGUCCUUUUUGGAUGAGGAUUUGUUGCUCCUAAUUUAUUCGUGUAUAGUUUUACAGGAAGUUUUUUCUUCUCGAUUUGUCCGUAACAAACAGCUUAUAUAUAUCUGUGUGUGUGCGUGUGUGAGUGUAUAUGGCAGAUUUGCAUGAACUGUUAUUACAUGUUGUUUUGAUCACUACAAAGGCCAUUUCUUUAACACUUCUCUUCUUUGAAAUUGGCAACAAUACCAGUAAUGGCCUGCACUGCAAGUAUCUUUGUUACUCCCCUUAGGACGUCACAGUUUUGAUUUUUUUGAACAUUUGUAACCCUAGCAGACCCCAGUCUGAAGCAGAGGGGUCCGGACUCCUCGUAGUUCCCAGGUGUCUGUUUCUGACUAGGACUAGUCUUUUGUACUUGGAACUAGUGGAUCAGCUCUAUUCAUUUCGAGACUGUUAUUUUGAGACUCACAGUGUUGAGGAUGCUGGAAGGAAGCAACAGGAUGUGCGGGAGAAGAUGGAGAAGACCCUGCAGCAGAUGGAAGAAGUAGUGGGUUCUGUCCAGGGCAAAGCGCAGGCUCUAAUGCUAACUGGGAAGGCACUGAAUGUGACUCCUGACUAUAGCCCUAAGGCUGAGGAGCUUCUGUCAAAGGCUGUGAAGCUGGAGCCUGAGCUAGUGGAAGCCUGGAACCAGCUGGGUGAGGUGUACUGGAAGAAAGGAGAUGUUGCAGCUGCCCACACCUGCUUCUCAGGCGCCCUCACACAUUGCAAGAACAAAGUCUCCUUGCAAAACCUGUCAAUGGUGCUUCGGCAGCUGCGGACUGACACUGGAGAUGAACAUUCUCGCCAUGUCAUGGACAGUGUCCGACAGGCUAAGCUGGCUGUGCAGAUGGAUAUCCAUGAUGGCCGCUCCUGGUAUAUUCUGGGGAAUGCAUACCUUUCUCUUUACUUCAAUACUGGCCAGAACCCUAAGAUCUCCCAGCAAGCCCUCAGUGCCUAUGCCCAAGCAGAGAAGGUUGACAGGAAAGCUUCCAGCAAUCCUGACCUUCAUCUGAACAGGGCGACGUUACACAAAUAUGAAGAGAAUUAUGGGGAGGCCCUGGAGGGCUUCUCUCAGGCUGCAGUCCUGGACCCUGCCUGGCCAGAGCCCCGGCAACGAGAGCAACAACUCCUGGAAUUCCUGGAUAGACUGACCAGUCUCCUUGAGAGCAAGGGAAAGAUGAAAACCAAAAAGCUGCAGAGCAUGCUGGGAAACUUGCGCCCAGCCCAUCUAGGCCCUUGUGGUGAUGGGCGCUAUCAGUCAGCCUCUGGGCAGAAGGUGACCCUGAAACUCAAGCCACUGAAUGUGCUGCAGCCUGGUGUGAACAGUGGUGCUGUGGUCCUGGGAAAGGUGGUGUUUAGCCUUACCACGGAGGAGAAAGUCCCCUUUACAUUUGGCCUGGUAGAUUCAGAUGGACCUUGCUAUGCUGUGAUGGUGUAUAACAUGGUGCAGAGCUGGGGAGUACUUAUUGGGGACUCUGUGGCCAUUCCUGAGCCCAACCUUCGGCUUCACCAAAUUCAGCACAAGGGAAAGGACUAUUCCUUUUCCAGUGUUCGUGUGGAGACGCCCCUCCUGCUGGUGGUGAAUGGGAAGCCUCAGGGCUCCAGCAGCCAGGCUGCUGCCACAGUGGCAUCCCGGCCACAGUGUGAAUGACCUCCCCUGACUUGCGUGCUAAAGAGGGAGUGGAGGAGAGGAGAUAAGCUCAAGGCACCCUGCAGCUGGACCAGACACAUCCAGUGACUCAACUGGGAUGGGGGGAUGUUUAAAAUGAAGACUUUACCUUCCUCUGCUCCGUAAGACACCUGUGUCUCUCCUGUCUCCCCUAUCACCAUGUUGCAGUUCUCUCCAGGGUCACAUGCUCCCCUGGUAUAUUUCUCCUGCCUUGUUUACUGCUCUCUGUUUUAAGCUAAGAGCAUGAAAUUGGUAGAAGUGUUGGGAUCUUGCCAUGGGACAGAGUCUCCAAGGUUCCUGUUCUUGCCUCCUUCUUGAGCCUUGUGUAUAUAUCAUUUCAAUAUUUAUUGCUAAGGGAGGGGGUUUAAUUUUUUAAUGGCCUGGUUUUUGAGCAAUUUUUAUUUUUAAAAUUUAGCUCCUUUCCCCGUCUAUGGGGCUGGAACGGA
Molecule: messenger RNA, 2329 nt
Organism: Microcebus murinus (gray mouse lemur)
Lineage: Eukaryota; Metazoa; Chordata; Mammalia; Primates; Cheirogaleidae
Source: RefSeq, a predicted model, not a curated record